Messenger RNA from Saccostrea echinata, 1234 nucleotides. RefSeq names its product ficolin-2-like. The record is from RefSeq and is a predicted model, not a curated record. The coding region runs from base 1 to 1041 and encodes 346 amino acids. Lineage: Eukaryota; Metazoa; Mollusca; Bivalvia; Ostreida; Ostreidae. The transcript is spliced from 6 exons.
AUGGAACUUGCUUCUGUCAUCCUUCUACAAGCCAUUGUUUUAAUAUAUUGUGAAGGAAACACAUUUCAACAUAUACAUAUAUCAGGAGAGAGAUAUAUUGGGCCAAUUAUUCGAUUCUUUGGUACUAUGGGACAGAGGCAAUGCAUUAAUGAAUGUUUAACCAGGCCUACUGUGUGUAAAGGUGUCAACUACAAGAAAAUACACCUACUUUGUGAAAUUGUUUCGUCUAUUGAUAAAACCGAAUAUUCCGGGGAUUAUAUUAGAGUCCCACUUAAUCAACAUACAGUUAAUAGAACAGAAUGCCUAUCCUGCUCGCAUGGUGAAAAAUGCAUCACGCUAUUAAGUAAUAAGACAUACUGUAUCAAAGAAAAUUAUGAUCCACAAGACUGCAUUACAAUACUUGGGUUAUCACCAUAUUUACCUAGUGGAUUAUAUAGAAUAAGAAUCCCAGCCCUGGGUCACGUGACUGUAUUUUGUGAAAUGGAGGCUGAUGGUGGAGGGUGGACAGUAUUUCAGCGUCGAAUGGAUGGGUCUGAAGAUUUCAAUCGCACCUGGAAUGAAUACCGAAAUGGCUUUGGAAAGCAGACAGGAGAGUUUUGGCUAGGCAACGAGAAGCUGUCUCGUCUACUGAGUCAAGGUUCUUACGAAAUGAGAAUGGACAUGGGCGACUUCGACAACCAAACACGUUAUAUCAAAUACUCCAGUAUGACUCUUGGUGACGAAGCCUCAAAAUACGCCAUUUCACUAUCUGGAUAUUCUGGGGACGUAGCUGAUUGCUUUACAAUCGGAACGUCUGCUACCAGAAUCAACAACACGAAGUUCACCACAAUGGAUCAGGACAACGAUUUACGAUCCGGUGGAAACUGUGCAAUCCUGUUCAAAUCCGGUUGGUGGCAUAAUUCCUGUCAUUGUUCUAAUCCAAACGGAUUAUACCUAGCAGGAAAUACAACCAUUUAUGCUCAGGGCAUCGUGUACCGGCCUUGGCGUACAUACUUUUACUCACUUAAAUUCAUGCAGUUGAUGGUCAGACGGGUUGGGUAAAAAAACGUUAACACAAAUACCACAAAGCUUAAUUAUAAAACAUACCGGUGGCACUAUAAUGAAAAACUCUGAGUGAAAUUGUCUACUUAUAAAUGGUCAGUUUUUUUUAUUGGAUUUCCUGGGAAAGGAUGCAAAUUUAAUUUUUAUGGGCAGGAUCAGUUUCAAAAUGUAUACAUACAAGUAAGUUACUUCU